Amorphotheca resinae ATCC 22711 is the source of this 3771-nucleotide messenger RNA. RefSeq lists its product as hypothetical. The transcript has 16 exons. NCBI's taxonomy places the organism in Eukaryota, Fungi, Ascomycota, Leotiomycetes, Helotiales, Amorphothecaceae. Gene Ontology annotation, biological process: intracellular calcium ion homeostasis. Gene Ontology annotation, molecular function: P-type ion transporter activity; ATP hydrolysis activity; ATPase-coupled monoatomic cation transmembrane transporter activity. The annotation marks the transcript as partial. The record is from RefSeq and is a predicted model, not a curated record. Gene Ontology annotation, cellular component: membrane.
CGACGACGCAGUCGCACUGAUCAUGGUCGUGCAAGCGGGCAACACAGUCCAAUGCACAGGAGGGACUCGAAUAUGAGCACUUCGAGCUUCCUAGAUGAUGUGGAAAUGGCCCAUGAGGAGGUCUUCGGCGGCCCGAUGGCAGAGAGCGUCCCUACAAGUGUCUCAUCGUUUGCACAUCGCCGGGGGAGAGCAGACUCGUCUGCCAGCUUCACUUACUACCAGGAGGAUGAGGACGAGGACGCGGGCGCGGUGCUACCACUAUUGGAGGACGAUAGUGCAAUCUUGGACGAGGAGGAGGAUAUACAGGAUGAGGAAAACGAUUCCGCCGAUCUCGAGGCAGGCGGGCUCUCCACAAUUAGGAGGCCCUCCUCCACUCGCUCGAAAGCUUCAGUGCACGAUCGUCUCCUCCGGAGUGACAGUACGAGGACAGAUGGAAGCAACUUCGAUCGAGGACAUCGGACCAGUCAGAAGAUAUACAUAGUCACAGAGGAUUUGACCAUUGCUGUGGCUGGAUUCCAAACAAGCACGUUUGGGUAUGCUUUGUACGUGACGAUUUGCGUACUCACACUGGGGAUUGGCUACCUGCUCCUGCGUUGGCUGCCUCGGUGGAAAGUACGCAUAGUUGGAAGACCAUCCCCCUUGGGCCAUUGCAGCUGGGUUGUCAUUGAGAACCAAUGGGGAGAGUUCGUCAUUCAAGAUGUAGAAUCUCACGAAUACGGUCGCUUUGUAUCCACGGUUUUCGGCUCUUCAGAGAAGAAGUUUGUCGUUUCAUAUGAGGAUGAUGACCCUAUCCUUGACGAACUUCGAAUCCUCGAUUACAGAUAUAUGCGAUUUUGCUAUAAUCCUCUAAAGGACAGGUUCAUUCUGUGUAAUAGCUGGAAGGACCCUGCCUGGACGGAUGUCAAAUCUAUCCGUGCUGGGAUAGAUGGUGACGAGAAAGAGAACCGAGAGCUUGUUUUCGGCAAGAACUUGAUUGAUAUCAAGCAGAAAACCAUUCCUCAGCUUCUGGUCGACGAGGCCUUUCAUCCCUUCUACGUCUUCCAGGUUGCUAGUCUGAUACUCUGGUCACUUGACGAGUACUAUUAUUAUGCUGCUUGUAUUUUCCUCAUAUCUGUCACCAUGCGACGCCUUAGAGAAAUAUCAAGAUUUGAAUGCGAUGUUCGCGUUCUUCGCAACUCAUUUUGGCGUUACAUUCCAUCCAGCGAACUCGUUCCAGGUGACGUCUAUGAAGUAACAGACCCAGCCUUGACUCAAUUCCCCUGCGAUAGUAUACUAUUAGCCGGUGAUUGCAUUGUCAAUGAAAGCAUGCUCACGGGCGAAUCUGUUCCCGUUUCAAAAGUUCCAGCGAGUGAUGAAUCUCUUCAUCGUCUUAACCUCGCAGCUUCGUCUAUUGCGCCCGAAUUGGCAAGGCAUUUCUUGUUCUGUGGUACCAAAAUUAUCCGUGCACGACGUCCACAAGACGAUAAAGACGAUGAGGCUGUUGCUCUUGCUAUGACGGUUCGAACAGGCUUUAACACUACGAAGGGAGCUCUGGUCAGAUCGAUGCUCUUUCCCAAGCCUUCUGGUUUCAAAUUCUACAGAGAUUCUUUCAGAUAUAUCUCUGUUAUGGGUGGGGUUGCGAUGCUUGGGUUCAUUGCCUCAUUCGUGAAUUUCGUCCGCCUGAGAUUGGCUUGGCACUUGAUAAUCAUCAGAGCGCUAGACCUGAUUACGAUUGUGGUGCCACCAGCUUUGCCAGCAACCUUGACAAUUGGAACCAACUUCGCCCUUUCUCGCCUGCGCAAAAAGCAGAUUUUCUGCAUUAGUCCCCAAAGGGUGAAUGUUGGUGGCAAGCUGGACAUCAUCUGUUUUGACAAAACUGGGACACUCACGGAGGAUGGCCUUGAUGUUCUUGGGAUUCGAGUGGCACAGAAACCAUCGAAUCGAUUCAGCGACAUUCUUCCAGAUGCCCAGUCUUUGCUACCUGGUGCAGCCUAUGAAAGAGAUCCUACGGUCGAAUAUGACCACCACAAGGCCGCGCUCUAUACAAUGGCUACCUGUCACUCGCUCCGGAUGGUUGACGGCGAGCUUGUAGGCGACCCACUCGAUUUAAAAAUGUUUGACUUUACUGGCUGGACAUUCGAGGAAGGGGAACAAAGAGCCGGGAAUACCGAGGACGAGGAUCAAGGUGGUCUCUCGCCGUCCAUUGCCCGACCACCUGCUGGGAUGGAAUAUGACUUGGACGACAAUGAAGAUGGACAAAAUUCACCUAGAUCCCCAAUCGAGCUCGGUGUGUUAAAGUCAUUCGAAUUCGUGUCCCAGCUUCGGAGGGCAAGCGUAAUUGUGCGCAACUUUGGGUCACCAGGCUGCGAUAUUUAUGUGAAAGGCGCGCCAGAAUGCAUGAAAGACAUAUGCAAAGCCGAGAGUUUUCCUAGCGACUAUGAAGAUCUUCUCGCCUACUAUACGCACAGGGGCUUUCGAGUUAUUGCCUGUGCUACUAAACACAUUGCCAAACUUAAUUGGGUGAAAGUCCAGAAGAUGAAGCGCGAUGAAGCUGAAUCGGGGCUAGACUUCAUUGGAUUCAUUAUAUUUGAAAAUAAGUUGAAGCCUAGUACAACUGGUGUUCUGGACGAACUCUCUAAAGCCGGGAUAAGGAAAGUCAUGUGCACUGGAGACAACAUCUUGACUGCAAUAAGCGUUGCUAGGGAAUGCAACCUUAUCGACAGGACUGCUCACUGCUUUGUUCCUCGCUUUGUCGAAGGUGACUCUCAAGAUCCUAAGGCUUGCCUGUCUUGGGAAAGUAUAGACAACAAUAUCUACAGGCUUGAUGAGCGAACUCUUACACCCCUCCCUCCGCCCGCUGAGGGAGAUGCAUCUCUUCCCUAUGACAUUUCUAACCUUCGAAACUAUUCUCUAGCAGUGAGCGGAGAAGUAUUUCGUUGGAUUGUUGACUUCGCUCCUCCUGAAGUGUUGCAAAGGAUGCUUGUCUGUGGACAAGUCUUUGCUCGAAUGUCUCCAGAUGAGAAACACGAACUAGUAGAGAAGCUUCAGAGUAUUGGCUACUGUUGCGGAUUUUGUGGUGACGGUGCCAAUGAUUGUGGGGCUUUGAAGGCCGCGGAUGUUGGUAUAUCCCUCUCUGAGGCUGAAGCGUCGGUUGCUGCUCCGUUUACAAGCCGGGUGUUUGAUAUAACGUGUGUUCCAGAGGUUAUUAGGGAAGGUCGAGCAGCGCUAGUCACGAGCUUCAGUUGCUUCAAGUAUAUGAGUUUGUACUCCGCGAUUCAGUUUACAUCUGUCAGCUUUCUGUAUGCGUCCGCGUCAAACUUGGGAGACUUCCAGUUUCUCUUCAUCGAUCUGUUAUUGAUCUUGCCGAUUGCCAUCUUCAUGGGAUGGACCGGGCCUUUUCCAGUCUUAUCUAAAAAGCGCCCAACAGCAAAUCUAGUAUCACGAAAGGUCUUGACUCCAUUACUGGGUCAAGUUGCCAUUUCUAUCCUGAUCCAAGCUGUGGCUUUCCAAGCUGUUCGUAGACAGCCCUGGUUCAUACCACCUCAUCUUGAUAGAGAAAAAUCCAACAUUGAAAAUUCCGAGAAUACCACUUUGUUUUUGGUAUCCUGCUAUGAGUACAUCCUCUCUGGUAUCGUCCUGAGCGUCGGGCGUCCGUUCCGUCGACCGAUGUCACACAAUCUACCUUUCGUCGUCACCAUUGUGGUCACCUUACUAUUCUCCUCUUAUAUGUUGUUUGACCCAUCAGAUUGGCUGGCAAAAUUUAUGCAGCUGACCAAGAUGAGUUGGGGAUUU